This is a messenger RNA of Gryllus bimaculatus (two-spotted cricket), 2205 nucleotides long. The record is from the annotation of a GenBank genome assembly. Lineage: Eukaryota; Metazoa; Arthropoda; Insecta; Orthoptera; Gryllidae.
AUGACGCACGCCAGCGCCCACACCGCCCACGGCGUGCGGGUCGUCGCGCCCCCGCCUCCCGACAGCCUCGCCGCCGGGACGGCCCCGCAGCCCGAGGGACAGUUCGGCGACAGGACGCGCCCCGUCACGGGCCAAGAGCCGGUGAGUACGGUCGGCGCGUGGCACACGCAUCCGGACGUGAAGGUGGUGCUGCCGCCUGGGUUGGAUGACUCCUUAGGGCCAGCCGUCGGCGACGACGGCGGUCAACCUCAACUAGACGGGUCGGAGAAUUCAAAAGCUGAAGGGAAACCUAUGGCAGGGGAGCAGAAACCUACAGAAGAAGAAAAGCAGACGUCGGAUAAACCUGCAGAAGAUGACGGCACCAGGCAGAAACUACCUGACACGCAUGUCGUGCUGCCCCCUGCGUGGGAUGAACCGGGAUUCAAGCCCCCGGUCAACGAUGAUGCGGAAAGAGGUGAAGGAAGUGGAGAUGAUGAUGACGAAUCCAUGCAGCCUAAUGUACAGCUGCCAGCUGUGGAUGGCGAGCCCGGAUUACGACCCCCUGGAGAACAGGAAGCAGACAGUACCAAACAGAAACUGCCAGACACUUUGGUAGUUCUGCCUCCGGCUUGGGACGAACCGGGAUUUCGACCUCCUGAAACCGGUGGAGUGCGAGACGAAGGCAACAAAGACGGAGAUGACACCAGAAACAAGGAACCGAACACGUCGGUUCAGCUGCCCCCUGGAUACGAAGAUUUAAAAGAUCAACCCUCCGGAGACGAAGAAGGGGUGAAAAAAAAAGAAAACGGCAAAGAUGACGACACCAGACAGAAGCUACCAGACACUUUGGUAGUUCUACCUCCAGCUUGGGACGAACCGGGAUUUCGACCUCCUGAAAACGGCGGAGUGCGAGACGAAGGCAACAAAGAGGGUGAUGAUACCAGAAACAAGGAACCGAACACGUCAGUUCAGCUGCCCCCUGGAUAUGAAGAUCUAAAAGAUCAGCCAUCCGGAGAUGUAGAAGGGGUGAAAGAAGCAGAAAACAGCAAAGAUGACGACACCAGACAGAAGCUACCAGAAACUUUGGUAAUUCUACCACCAGCUUGGGAUGAACCGGGAUUUCGCCCACUUGCAAACGUGGAUUCGCUAAGAGAUGAAGAAACUCAAGACAACUCAAAGGCCCCCGAGCAAUCAGAUGCUUCUCCUGGACAAAAACCAACGCCCGUGAAAGGCGAAUCGAGUUCAGCAACUCCAUCGGGUGACACUUCACCAAACAAAGACUCGACCAAACAAGACGCCGCUAAGGAAACGCAAAAACCAGCACCCGUAAAAUCAACUACGCAAACUGUUAAGGGCGAUCAAUCGCCUCCCGAAAAGUCCGUGAUGAAUAACGAUGAAAACGGCCAAAAGAAAAACCCAGAAGAAGGCAAAGAACCAGCCAAACCGGACGAGACGGAGCCAGUCGACAAACCUCAGGACGCGCUUCCCGAUUCCCCGCAGGUCAACACGAAAUCCGGAGGCGCGGCCACGGCAGACGAUCCUCCACCGCGCCUCCAGGUGCCUCCAGAAUUCUACCUGACGCGCAAAAACCACGCGGCGCGCCCGCACGUUCGGCCGACGCCGCCUCCGUCCGAGCAGCCGGACUUCAUCGCGGAGAACCCUCUCUUCGAGUGGACGUUCCCGUGCUCCUCCCAGGAGAAGAGCUGCCUCGACGAGGACCGCGUGCUGUACGACGGCGACCGCAAGUGCUACCAACUGUGGCGCUCGGGGCCGUGCGAGCGCGGGCAGUGGCUCGUCAUCGACAAGGCGGAAGCCCUCAACGGCAGCGGCCACUUCCGGGCCGUGUGCGCCAAUAUGUCGCGGUGCCCUGAACGAGAGGUGUUCAUGGCGAGCGACCGUCAGUGCCACCCGUUCGCCCAAAUCAUCCGUGAGAUCUGCCCCAAGCACGAGGGGCUGCAGCUGAGCUACAACGUGUUCGGCGAGGGCGAGUGCAAGUGCGACAACUGCCCGCACCCGCAGCUGCCCACCAACACCUUCGGCGAGGGCCGCUGCGCCUUCCCGCCCUCCUUCUACCGCUCGGGCGUGCACGUGGGGCUGGAGGUCGCGUGGCGCGCCGCAAUGGCCGAGGCGGCCGUCGACGCGGCGGGCAAAGCGGCGGGGGCGACGUUUAAAGACAAGAACAAGGAAAAACCUAAAGAUAGUAUGAAAUUAACAUAUGUUACGUAA